Ectocarpus sp. CCAP 1310/34 is the source of this 786-nucleotide messenger RNA. The record is from the annotation of a GenBank genome assembly. Lineage: Eukaryota; Phaeophyceae; Ectocarpales; Ectocarpaceae.
AUGAGUCUACACCCCACUCCCGUCUACAGGGCCAGAGACAAGGCGAGGGCAGCCGAGAAUCGCCUCCGAACCACGGCGCAGGCGUGCCGGACGGACUUGAGGGCCUUCUCGGGAGCCCAGCGGGACGUGGAAGCCGGCAUCGCCAAGAACCUUCCCGACGUCCUCGAGUCCAUCAGGGCCAGGCUGCAGGAGGCCGAGACCACCGUCGCGGAGAACGAGGCGGGCGCGAGGGAGAACGAUGGGAAGGUUCUGAUGUCGGACAAGCAGGGCCACCACAAGAAGGUCCUCAAGGACAACAUCGACUACCGCGCCCUUGCAAGGCAUGGAUGCCCCCCGGAGUUGAAGGAUAAGAAGAAGGAGGUGGCCGAUGUGGAAAAGGAAAUCUCGAAGACCGACAGCGAGAACGUCCGAGGGAAAAUCGAAGAUAUCGAAGAGGAGAGGCUAGGCAAGACGCAGACGCGCGCCGAACUCAAGGGCCGGCUGCACGGCUUGAAGGGGCAGAUCCGAGGGUACGAGGCGAAGCUUAACUCGGACACGUACAGGAACAUCGAGGAGAAGCACCGUCGGAAGAUGAUCGAGCACCGCACCACCGAGAUGGCAGUGACGGACCUUGACAAGUACUGGACCGCUCUCGACAAGGCGCUGCUCCGGUUCCACACGAUGAAGAUUGCCGACAUCAACAAGAUCAUACGGGAGCUCUGGGCCAUGACAUACUCCGGCGAGGACAUCGAUAUGAUCGAGAUCGUCUCUGGGGACGACGAGGAUAGCGGCAAGGCCAAGCGGUGA